AUGUCUGAACACAAAAACGCUUUACUUUAUCUUAAUUUAAUUAAAAAGAAAACCCUUACCUCACAGGAAAUCGAUAUCGUUGACGCACUUGCUUGCGAAAACGUAAAUGAAGCCGCCCUCCGUAUUGACUCUUGCUGUCCUCCUCUGGCGGAAAAAGAGGAGGCCACUGACUAUUUGUGGGCGGGCAAUCAGCGUGUGUGGGCAGAUUUGCCAUUGUUUCCUCAAUGUGUGGAGGGAUAUUAUAACAACCCUAUGGCGGAUGGAGCGGAGUUCACUCUUGAAUACUUAGCGACAUGGCGUAAGAUGAACUCUUUCGCCGCUCGAUGUCUAGGAGCAGGUGUUUUAGGUCCCUAUGACGAGGUAGUAGACGCGUUGCAAGAAGCAGUAGAGGAAGACUUAGACAUCGAUCAAGGCAUCGUAAAUACAGAGUGUAAGAUUCAAAUCGCUUGCGACUGGAUCGCAUACGGCGCUAUAAACAUUCUUCGGUGGGCUCGGGAGAAUGUUGGACUCGUUGAAGUCGCAGAGGAUGACACGCAGUACUUUCCAGGAGGUUAUUUAUACCAGGGGCCACCCUGCGUAUGUCCGAAGCGGUGGGAGUUCUGGCAGACUCGGUUCCAGGAGCUGGGCAAGCAUCCCUGCUUAAGGGAGGAAAUCCGGAGGGCAGCGCUCGAAGCUGCCGACACAAUGACCACGGUAGAAAGGCAGAUAACUAACACGAUAUAAUUGCUGGCGGCCUUAGCUUAAUAUGCGACAAGAAAAGAGGAAAGGGGCAAACUAGACAACCUCACAUCAGGCUGCCAGGUUUCUUCAGAGUUGAAUUUCAUUUUGAUAGCGAUA
Molecule: messenger RNA, 837 nt
Organism: Truncatella angustata
Lineage: Eukaryota; Fungi; Ascomycota; Sordariomycetes; Amphisphaeriales; Sporocadaceae
Exons: 3
Coding region: 1-723 (240 amino acids)
Source: RefSeq, a predicted model, not a curated record